Molecule: messenger RNA, 1651 nt
Organism: Linum trigynum
Lineage: Eukaryota; Viridiplantae; Streptophyta; Magnoliopsida; Malpighiales; Linaceae
Source: the annotation of a GenBank genome assembly
CUCGGCCCCUCCCUCCCCCAUAUUCCUCUUUCCUCUCACUCGACACACUACCGCCCACCACAUGCUCGAUCAAAUGCCUCACUCAAUUUCAUCACUCCCCCUCUAUUUCUAUCCCUAACGCACUCACUCUCCCUGCUUCAAACUCCGCCAUUUCCCUCCCCACAAUGCCAAAACUCCAACUCCUCCUCCCCCUCCUCCUUCUCGCCGGCGCCGGCGGCGUCGGAGUAAGUUCCGUUCUCGCCACCGACGAACAAACCUUCAAAGAGGCACCCAAAUUCUACAACUCCCCUGCCUGCCCACCCAUCCCCGCCGACGACUUCUGCUCAAACCAAUCCAUCAACAUAGCCAUGACCCUCGACCUCCACUACCUCCGCGGCUCCAUGGCAGCGAUCCUCUCCACCCUCCAGCACUCCUCCUGCCCGGAAAACAUCCGCUUCCACUUCAUCUCCUCCCUGCCUUCCCUCCACAAAACCAUCCUCCGCUCCUUCCCUUACCUCCGCUGCCAGCUCCACAUCUUCUCCCCUUCCCCAGUCCAGGGCCUAAUCUCCACCUCAAUCCGACAGGCGCUCGAUUCCCCGCUCAACUACGCCCGCAAUUACCUCCCAACCCUGCUCCCCACCUGCUUGACAAAAAUCCUCUACCUCGACUCCGACCUCAUCCUCGUAGACGACGUCGCGGAUCUCGCCGCGACCCCUCUCCUCGGGAAACCCCUCGCCGCGCCGGAGUACUGCAACGCCAAUUUCACCAUCUACUUCACCCCGACCUUCUGGUCGAACCCGUCCCUGUCGCUGACGUUCGCUGGGAGGGACGCCUGCUACUUCAACACCGGGGUGAUGGUGAUCGAUCUGGUGCGUUGGAGGGUCGGUGGGUACACGAGGAGGAUCGUUGAGUGGAUGGAGCUCCAGAAGAGGUUGAGGAUCUACGAGCUGGGUUCCCUGCCGCCUUUCUUGCUCGUUUUUGCUGGGGAAAUUGCGUCGGUGGAUCACCGGUGGAACCAGCACGGGCUGGGCGGGGACAAUUACAGGGGGCUGUGCCGAGAUUUGCAUCCGGGUCCGGUGAGCUUGUUGCAUUGGAGCGGGAAGGGGAAGCCGUGGGCGAGGAUCGAUUCGGGCCGGCCGUGCCCGCUCGAUGCGCUCUGGGCGCCGUACGAUUUGCUGGUGAGGGAGAACGGCGGGAUCGAUUCUUAGAAGAAGGGUAGUAAUUAGACACUCUAAUCUGGGUUUAAUUAGGAGGUAAUUAGAGGAUUAAGUACUUCUACUACACGGGUAAGCAAAUCUUCAGGGGAGUAUAAAUUUACAUAAUCUUCUGGGUAUAGAUAUACACAUAAUCUUGUGUUAAUUACAAUAGUAUGCUUAUUUUUGAGGUUUUCUUUUGACUGUGAGCUGUUCAGUGACGGCAUAAGAGGGAGGGAAUUGGGCCAUUGUUCUUAUAGUUUUAGCAAUUUUAGGGGGUGAGAAGCCUCUCUCUGUACCUGAGAACAAGUUCAAUUUUGGUUGUGAGAAGCCAAUAAUUAUAUUGAGGACUAAGGAGGAUGAAUUCAUUAGUUGCUCAAAUUGGAUCCUUCUUUGUUUUACUUUCAGAAGGGGCAACUGAAUGAUACUUGGUUUUACUAUGUCUCUUUUCGUUUGUGAAAUGAAUUAUUGCUUGCUCU